Physella acuta is the source of this 3406-nucleotide messenger RNA. Its product is annotated as E3 ubiquitin-protein ligase TRIM71-like. Lineage: Eukaryota; Metazoa; Mollusca; Gastropoda; Physidae. The record is from RefSeq and is a predicted model, not a curated record. Gene Ontology annotation, molecular function: protein binding; zinc ion binding.
AGUCCAAACCUACCACACCCCGGCAUGCAAGUUGAUAGCUCAACCGUUUGCUCUCCCGUUGAACACAGCCCAGCUUUUGAACCGCGUCUUUCAGAUGAAACCGCACGCCACAGCAGGGAAACUCAGUCGUCAAGCCGAGGAUUCUCUCUCAACCCACACGCCACACAGUUUCAGCCAGCCGGUAAAAAACUUUCGGCUAAAACAGAAGAGUCGGCCUCGCCCGUGAUGCAACAUUUUGAAGAACCGCAACCUGUUAGGGACGUAUUUGAUAAAUUCCCAGCGGAGUUAAUAUCUUCUCUUACAAUGCCUGUGUUUUCAACGGAGUCCAUCUGGCAGACGCUAGAGAGUCAGCAAAAAGACUACAGCUGGGGCCAGCUUCCAGAGCGUGACCAGGCGUCACGUGAUAUGGAAACAGAUCAGCAGACGGUGAAGUUUGUUGCCUACAUGUCCUUGGACACGCCAUCGCCAGAAAAACAAACCCCAGGAGCCGCUUACACCGGUGGCGAGUCUUCAUCAGAUCUUUAUCCCAUCCAGCAAUGGAUAGAAUCUUGUGAAGAGAGCAUACCCAUGGACCAAACGGACCAAGCUGAACAGAGAUCGAAAAAUCUGGGAGCCAUCGGUAGUCAGCGGCUGCCUCAGCUACAGAAUUUUUUCGGCGAUUCGAACGUGCGUCCGAAAAAUGUAAACUUGAAUAGUUUAUUUGAGAAAAACACGAAGCGAGCCGCCAGUCAACAGCAGACGUUGGAGGAGAGCCCGGAGGCCUGUGAGGUCGAAAACAUCACCUACGGCGCCCCUCCCCACAAGAAGCUCGCCCCUCAACAAAAACCAAAACCGGCGGCUCAGGAUUAUUUUUUCAUCCUGCAUGAUGACCAAACAAAAGGGUUUAUUCCUAUUCGAAAUCCGGAAGUUCACGAAAGGUCUCCGGAAAUCGCCCACCCUCAGCCCGUUGUUCAACACGUUAUAAAACCCACAGUCACUCGACCAAUCGUGGGGGCAAGGGCGAUCGCGGACAGCGGUAUUAUCUCUGCGUUUAAGAAAGUGGAGGGCUACGUGAAGUUGAACAGCGAGAAACCGUGGCUAUUACCAUGGGAACGAGUAAACAAAACCGGCGUUGAUCUGAAAAACACGAUCUGUGAAAGGUGCAAAGUGAAAUACCGCUGGCCCCAUCUUCUUCUGUGCUGCCACAGGUUCUGCUACAAGUGUAUGGGGGAAAUGCAAGACGUGGAACAAAAGAAGAUUCAGUGCCCUUCAUGCUGGAGUAUAACUCCAUUGAACGAGAAAGGCCUGAACGGGCUGCAGCUUGAUGUUCAGCGUUGCCGAGAGAUGCUCCAAAUGCAGCAAACUCCUUUCCUUUGCACCUUCUGCUCCGAUGAGAAACAAACGGUUCUGUUCUGUAAGACAUGCAUGAACUUCCUGUGCAGUGACUGUAGCCAGAUUCACAUGGAUAAUUUGCCAGCGCAUGAACUUGGACCCGUGACUAAAGUUCGGGUCAACGAGAAUGGAGAGUUUCAUCCUACCUGCGACGCCCACGAAGGAGAGCUCGUCGAGUUGUAUUGUCGAGGCUGCCGGGUCCUCGUCUGCAGGAUCUGCAUCAUGAACGAGCACAGCGGCCAUGACCUUUGCGACUUCGAGUCGGCGGGGGACGACGCGAAGAAGCGGGUGCUGACGAUCAACGCGAUGUACUCCACCUUGCAAAAAGGCUACCGCAAGCAGAUGCAGUCUCUGAACGGCGUCCGGCAACAGCUGGAGGACGGCGACAAGGCGCUGAGAAACGAAAUAAACCGAGCCUGCAAUAAACUGAUCGAGGACAUCCGGGGUGAGGAAAGACUGGCAAAAAACCUGGCUAAUGUUGCUUAUGAGGAGGCGAUCAACACCAUCCGGAAUUUGGAGCAAGAAGCGGAUCAUUUUCUACAAGACUAUAACCUCUACAGCGAUUUCCUGGCUACGUUUGUUGAUAGACACAACAUAGAAACAUUCAUAGCCUUGUAUAGAACUUUGGUGGCAGUAAUCAACAAGAUGUCCAAAUACAACAAGAGCUAUGACUCGCUGAGAGCUGAUUUAAUGGCCAGUAUCAGGUUUGAUCCCAACUACCCCGAAUUCAAUGACGUAGUACACGAAGCCUUCAGCAACAUAAAAUUCGAGCACAGUUUGACUCCGGAUCGCCUAUCACCAAUCCUGAGAGAGAGAAUCGUUUUUGACAAUGUAACCGAACAACCGUUCGGCCACAGUUACAGAUACGACACAGAAGUACCAUUUAUAAACAAUUCGGUUAAAGGAGUAUCGACUACUUCAAAUUCCGAACAUGGCUCUCAUCCAGAUUUCAUAAGGGUGACCACCCCAUACAGCCGAUCUUUCGGCCAGUUUGGGCGAGGCAUGUACGAAUUCGCGGAGCCAAACGGAGUUCUCUACCUCCAUGACGGUUCGUUAGCUGUAGUGGACUCAAAAAACCACCGACUUGCUGUUUUCCGUGAUGACGGAAACUUCAUGCGAAUAAUUGGAGAACCUCCGAAUUUGCCUCCACUAGACGCGAAGAAUGGACACUCGGACAGGCUUUUGGCUAGAACCCACGGUACUCUACUUUUCCCUUACAGAGCCGCCCAGUGUCCUAAAACUCGGAACAUCAUCGUCGUGGAAAGACCUCCUAGCCUUGCCAUCUCAAUCUUCACGUUCGAAGGAGAGUUCAUUCGCAUUCUUGCCAACACCAAGCUGAGCUACCCCAGAGGGAUCACAGUGGACGAGAAUGGAUUCAUCCUCAUAGUUGAAAGCAGAACCAUGAAGUUUUUCAUAUACAGCCAAACAGGCAACGAAGUGGCACAGAGUUACCUCGCUACACAUCUUCAGUUCCCGAACGACAUUGCAGCAAGGAACGAACUGAUUUACAUAAGCGACAACAGGUCGCACUGUGUCCACAUCUUCAGCUACAGCCUACAAUGGCAGGGCUCCAUCGGGAACGAAAGCCUGACCUACUUUCCCAUCGGCGUCUCUUUCAACCAUCUUGGACAGGUGGUCAUCACCGACAACCACAACACGUUCAACAUUUCCGUUUUCGAGCCUGAUGGGAGAUUUGUGUGCGGGUUCAAGUCACGCUCCAAGCACGCGAACUGCUACAAUGUGGCCUUGCACCCUUACCGGAACGAGCUGGCUGUAACCACCAAAGAGUGCAAGGUGCUAAUAUUUCACUUCAACUUCGACACAGACCCAAGGGACGGACCUUCGUCAAUGAACUGAAUACAAAUUUAGUGUAACAACCUCAGGACAGUCUGCAGAGCUUGUUAAGUUUGGGUUUGUUUGGAUUAAAGAGGGGAAUGGGGUGUUAUGGACGUUACACUGUUGCAUUGAUCUGCUAUAUUUUUUACUGUAACUUUGUUUCAUGCUUUUCUAUUUUUAUUGAUGUUUUUAAUGUAAC